Molecule: messenger RNA, 474 nt
Organism: Knipowitschia caucasica
Lineage: Eukaryota; Metazoa; Chordata; Actinopteri; Gobiiformes; Gobiidae
Source: the annotation of a GenBank genome assembly
AUGAGCCACUCACUAUGGAAGGCCAUCAAGAAGGACGGAGAGAUUCUAGCGUCGAGUGAAAUCCCAAAGUUCGUAAUGGCCAAUGGUCAAGAGAACAAGGCUCUUGGGAAAGCCACCUUGCUCUUUUGUCUCCACGAUUUCCAUGGCAUGCUCGGAGUCCACGUUCUUGCUGACGACAACCUCUGCAUGCCACUUCUCUUGGGACUCGACUUUAUGUCCAUGUGCCAAGUAACUCUGAAGCCACAUUGUAGACGUUACAUAAUGCCGGGUGGCAAAGAGUACGCGUUUCUCCCCAAGGAGAUUGCUAAGGCCCAAGAGGCGGACCCUUCCUGUCAAGAGCUCGGGCCGUCUGACCGCCAAGCAAGCCCGGGUCGCAUCCAUUACCAACUCCAACAGGACGUGUGGUACAGAGGCGUACCUUCCAAGUACGGAGGUUUUAAUUACCAAGUGGUGGUUCCGGCCGCGUUGAAUUAA